Molecule: messenger RNA, 4817 nt
Organism: Hermetia illucens (black soldier fly)
Lineage: Eukaryota; Metazoa; Arthropoda; Insecta; Diptera; Stratiomyidae
Gene: stumps
Product: phosphoinositide 3-kinase adapter protein 1
Exons: 11
Coding region: 885-4451 (1188 amino acids)
Cellular component (GO): cytosol
Molecular function (GO): transmembrane receptor protein tyrosine kinase adaptor activity; fibroblast growth factor receptor binding
Source: RefSeq, a predicted model, not a curated record
CUCCUCACAUAUCGUGCAAAAGUACGUAGAAAAAUUCUGCGUCUGCGAUCUGUGCAGAUCGGACAGCAUUUAUGUACGCACAUAUGUAGCGAAAAAAUAAAUAAAUCCGAUUUAUUCGAUGUGCUAGUACACGAUGGACGGACGGUGCAUUUAAUUGCAAUUAGUAUUCCAGUAAUGAAAUUUGUUAGGUCGCAUGUUUCUGAAAUAAUAAGACGACUAUGACGAAAAAAACGCAGUAACUAUAUUGAAAUAUUUCUCGCUAUAAAGAAAAUUCCAAUUAAUUGCGGUAGUUGCGGUCGAGUUGUUAACAAAUUAUGUUCGGUUUGUGUCUAGAAUUCGGGAUUCGAUUAAAACACUGAUGUGCCGUCGCGAAUUCGGUCGUCCUUGAUUAAUUUGGUUAAAGUGCACAGAUUAAAUCAACCGUUACGCAGAGUGAGUGACCGCCAAAGCAUCUUUGUUUAGAUGAUGUCGUCUGAGUAUGCAGAAUCUCAUUUGAAGGAGAUUGUUAAUGUUAUUGAUCCGUGGCUAAGUAUGUGCCGAUUGUGAAGAUGAAAAAUAAUGAAACAUAAAUAAAAUUCAGUCCCAUUGCUCAAGAUACGACUAUGUGCAAUAUUGUUCCAGUGUAACAUAAACAAUAUUCGCAGCCCACCAGCGAGGACGCGCAAGAUCACUUCCAGAGAUCAAAACCAGCUGCCGCAUGAUGCUCACUGAGAGAAAUUAAGAAAACUCAACACGGAACUGUCCUCAUCCGGCGGAAGUCGUAAUUGAAAAAAGGCGGACCCGAUAACCCGAUCGAGCAGCAAAGCACUGGCACUGUCCUCUGACGUCUUUUUUUUCCUCUCAAUAUAACGUUGCCAUUGAAGAAGACUCGGAAGGCGUUCAGUAUGUCCAUAGAUAACCCAUAUUACUUCUACAAUGAAAAAUCACCACAAACUCCCGACUCGAACAGUAAAGGCUUUUCGUUUUUCAAAAGACGCAAUUCGAAGGGAAGCAGUGGUAAUUGUAGUAAAAUAACAACACCGACAAAGUGUAGAGGUAUUAAUUCAGCAACGUUGAUAUCUGAUGCGUCUGUAUUGGGAAGUCCCAGAGGAAGUCUGGGAUCGUUAGCAUCUAGUCCAUUGUGUUCACCGACCUUUGAAGUACAUACUAUUAAUUUUAACUCGGCCACAUUGAGGAGGAGUAACUUCGCACAGUAUCGUGAACGUUUGGGGUCGUAUAACGAAUCAGUAAGCUACCACGAUAAUGACGAUGUUUUCUGCCAGCCACCAAGACAUCAAAUGUCUCGAACGCUUCCCGACAAAUACAGUGGAACGAACGGUCUUCGUCGUCAUUCUGCUGGUAAUUUCAGUAGCCGUGACCACGGGUCCACAUGUGGUCUUAUUUCGGAUGAAGUACCGAAAAUGCCUGCUCCAAGACCUCCGGCCGUAGUUUCGACCAGACAUCGUAAAAGGGAUAACUGCCAAAAUACAAACAUGGAUGAUAUUUUAAUAAUCACCGCGAAACACAGCGAGCGCGCCAUCCUUUGGGCAAACUUCUUGAAAACACGAUUCGACAAAAUCACAAAGCAACGUGGUCGUAAGCCCUUCAAUUUUCUUCAUAUCAAAAUUGAUGAUGGAACCCUUACACCCAGCUUAAUACAAACAUGUCAGACGACACCUCUUCAAAUCGUUAUUAUAUGCCCCGCAUUAAUGGCAUUAUCACAAACUGUUCUCUCGAGUCAAUUGUCGGUCAUUUUGAAUAUUGAGAAAGUGCUAGCAAUCCUUAUCGAAGUGUCUAUGAACAAGGUCUUAGAGACACAUAAAGAAGCCUUCCCUUACUUUCGGAAAUGGCGUAAAUGCGAAGUAACAACGAACGAUCAAUCACUUAUUGGCAAUAUUUUGGGAAUCGCCACUGAUAUUUUGGGCCGAGCAUUAUGUCAAAGGCCACCGUGCCAGGAAAGUGCAGGACAGCCGCUUAAAGCAGCUGGUAAUGGAGAAGCAUUCACAGUUACUCCACGAAAAGUUAAAAUUGGUCAAAACAAAAUUCUGGCCUUACUCACUGACCCUCUAACCAAAGACGAUUGGAUUAAGAUAACGAUAGUUAAGGGUGGCGAGGUUAUUGACGUAAUGACUUUUAAGCGGAGGAAUCCAUACACUCUGCAGUUUACAGUACCAGAAACAUGUAUGGAAAUAUCGACAAUGGUGGAAAUACGUAUUGAGAAAAAUGGCCAAGACUUGGGCAGUCGUCCUGUAAAGUGUGAGAGUCGGCUUCGUGAGCUAGAGCAGCUUCUGCGCAGUCAAGACUCGCCUUUAGAAUUUAUGUGCCAUUCGCUGAGCAUGCCUUCUACAGAUCGCGAUGCUUUGGAUCAGCACUUGCUCCAAUGUUUCCAAAGGAACAUGCCUCCGAACUUCCAUUUGCUUGGUGGUCCAUAUGAAAAACAAAAUCAUAUCACCGCCUUGAAAGAUACCAAUGCUGAAGAGUAUCCGACAUUGCUUCAUUUUGCAGCCAAAUGGGGGCUAUCGAGGCUAGCUAUUCAGUUGCUAGAGUGCCCUGGGGGUGAUGCGGCUUGUGAAAUUCGAAACUAUUCGGGAAAAACUCCUUCUGAAAUGGCCGAGCAAGGAGGUUUCCCAAAAUUAGCUAACAGCCUGAAAGAUUUUGUGCAAAUGCAAGAGCUAACGACAAUUUAUCACCGUUGCAUCAACUAUACACCACAAAAUAAGGUAAUUAUCGAUGCUAAACCAGAACCACCGAAAUUAGUCGAAGGAAAAUUGUUGGCCAAUCAAAUGAAUGGCAAUGCAGAAUCGCAGGCGGAAUACAUGGAAAUGAAUAGCAGUAGCAGUGAAGGAGAGGCAGCGGCGAUGCCCGAAACAUUAGCAGUGGAGAAUCUAAACUACAUCAACAUUGACACCACGGACAGUUGCAAUUUGCAAACAUCCGAAGAAAACAUAAAGAAAGGAGACCAAGUAAAAAUUAUUGAAAGCACCGAAAUGGUAUCAAAUGAGCUUCGAAUCAACGAACCACCUUACUAUGAGUCGAAAGAUAGUAACAAUAAAUGCGACAAAUUCAGUACUGAAUGCUUGAACGUUUUGGAAAACUGCAGCUCGGGCCAAUCAUCUAGUCAAUCUUACUAUAUCCUCCAACCAUCUAAUAUUCCAGUCCCAGAGUCCGUGGCGCCAAUUCAACAACAAAGCAGUUACUAUUUGACUCAACCCUCGAACCGUCCAAUUGAAACCAAUAACUAUAUAAACGGUUCGGUACAAAAUCAUGACCUAAACCGAAGAUCAGAUGAAUCUGACUCGCACUUCAAACUUGUCUUUGAGAAGAAAAAACCUGAACCUUUGAAAAUAAACAAUGGAACUCUAAAACGAACUGGCAGUGAUGCAUCGAAGGGUAAUGCUGACGAUGAGUUGGCUGAGAUAAUGUACGACUUUAAAAACAACGUUUUAACGAUCCGUGAAGUUGAGCAACUUGUGGAAAAAUGGAAGAACCGUAACGAUGUUAAGCAAAGUUUCAAAGAAAAACAGGAACAAAUCGAAAGAAUGCGUGAGGAAUAUGACCGCAUACAAGAGCAGUUGAAGGAACGAUUGAAGCGACCUACCCCCUUUGAAAGAGUGAAGAAGCUAUUCUCUCGCAACAAACCAAGCAAACCUGUUCAAACUGAGGAAGUGGAUGAAAUGAAAACUUCCGUCACUUCAUUUCAAUCAUCAAGUCAAAGACCGACAAGUAGUCUGAGUAUGCAGAGUCUUUCUAGCCUAUCAUCAUCAGGACGAAUGAGCACGGGAAGCGCCUGCAGUGGAACAAGCUUAGGAGAUAGUGGAACGCAUUCCGAUCAUGAAGAUCGCAGACAAAUAUAUAAUUGCAGACUGGGCAAUCCUGGAAGUCUUUUAGAUAACUAUCUAGUCCCGCCUGCUCCGAGACCAGUUCUAACCCCCGCCUCUACACCAACUCCGGUCGAAGAAAAAGAUCGUCUAAUCUUUACAAGUAACAGUCGAACUACAACACCCACAAACCAAUCUGAGCAUUAUAUUUUAUUCCCAUCGAAUAUCCCCGUUUUUCCCUCACCGACUGAGAGUCACUGUAGUGACCAAUCGUCUCCGUUUAGUAGUCAACUGAAUACCAUUGUUGAAACCAAAGAAACACCAAACGAAAGCGUUGGUGCCACUGUCCAACCAAUCAAAGUACAAAAUAAUAAGGAUGCAAUUUAUAGUCAAAUUCAGCAGCGGAGCAAAAAUGAAUCGACAACAUGUUGCAGUUCUUUCAGGAGCCCACCAACCUCACCAAAAGUUUUAAAGAAUGGACUGCGUUUGCCAGGAAUUGGUGAAUAUCGAAAUCUGGAGAAUCAAAAACCAGAUACUAAUGAAUAUCAAAAUUUAAAUGGUUCGACGGUUGCCGAACUGCCAAAUCAAAAUAAAGUCGAAAACGGAAAUGCGCAUUUAGAGAACAACGAAAAUCACAACUACAUCAACGUCUAAACAACGACCUUAUCACGUAUAACUAUGCUAAAGUUAAAUUUUACCUAACAUCAAUAUACAUACAUAAAAUAUAAUCAUUUUUUAUCGUCUUUGAAUGAAUUCAUUACCCAAAAAUCAUUUAAUGGAUCUCGCAUGUACUACUGUUUUUUAAAAAGAAAUCGAAGAAACCCCAAAAAUAUAUAUUUUCAAGAAUUUAUUAGGCUAAGUUUUGCAAUAUUUUUAAAUAGUUCUUAUCAUAAGUUAGUACCCACGUAAAUAUUGCAAAAAAUACUGUUUGUAGUCGAAACCGAAAUUAUUUAUUAUUGAAAUUAUCUGUUCGAGAAGCAACAAAGAAAAUUAAUAAAAAAUAUAAAAAUUUAAAAUCCA